This is a messenger RNA of Peniophora sp. CBMAI 1063, 1809 nucleotides long. The record is from the annotation of a GenBank genome assembly. Lineage: Eukaryota; Fungi; Basidiomycota; Agaricomycetes; Russulales; Peniophoraceae.
AUGCCUGAGAACGACUCGGACAAGCCUCGGUAUGCGAAGCCUGAAGACUUCCUGUGGGAUACGUACCUGAAGGCGUCUAAGGACGAGGAUGAAGCGCGCCCGGAGAAUUGGGAGGGCAGCACGACGGGCAUUCUGACAUUUACUGGUCUAUUUGCCGCGACCGUAGCGGCUUUCAUCGUCGAGAGCUACAAGCUGCUUUCCGUCGAUUCUGGCGAUCAGACCGUCCAACUCCUCUCGCAACUCCUUGUCGCGACCGCGAAUGCAUCCUCAGGCCUUCCCGUCGUCAUCACGGCGCCUGAACCGUUCUCCACCCCACCCGCGGCCAUUGCUACGAACGCUCUAUGGUUUAUGAGUCUAUUUAUUUCACUUGUCUGUGCUCUACUAUCAACAUUGGUUCAGGAAUGGUCCCGAGCGUACGUUCAGGACAUCAAUAGACGAAAGGUCCUUCACGAGAGCAUGCGGGAACGCGCUUUCAAUCACAUCUACAUCCGCAUGGGCGUCAAUCGUUACGGUAUGGACCAGUUCGUAUCUUGGAUUGUUGCGCUGGUACACCUUGCCGUCUUCCUCUUCGCGUGCGGGCUUCUGGUCUUCCUCUUUCCUAUUGACCACAUCGUGGCUGGCAUUGCUACCGCGAUUUUUGGCGUCUUCGUCAUCAUAUAUGGCAUAGCCAGCCUGCUCCCUCUCCUCGAUAAGAGUUGCCCGUACAGGACUCCAGUCACAUACCUGCUGGCCUUCGCCUACUGGUCAGUUUUUCGCAGUCGAAUUGGCGGUGUUUUCUUGUCUUUGCGCAAGAAGGGCACCAAUCGGGACCAGACGACGCUUUAUGCCCUCAUCACCAGGCACCAGCUUGAGAAGAACAUCGUCAUUUCAGAGGAUGACAGGACGAGUAUUCCCUCCCCCGAGUUUGUGGGCAUUCUGCGAUUGGCGGGCCUUGACGAAUGGCUUGAACCUGGAAGCGCAUUCAAUACUAAACUUCGCAACGAUCCUAACCAUAAGUUCCUCAGUGCUUUCCCCGGCACGGUUUGUGUCGAGAUACUCCGAGAGCUUGCGAAGCGCGUGAACUUCGAAACAUAUUUUGAACGCGCAGCAGCAGCUCGGCGUCCGCCCCUGACAUUGCCGAUACUGGGCACCGACAACAGCUCCGAACAUCCUCGUCUUGCUCAACCGGGUGCAGACGUCUCAGAUGAUACGGAGCCAGCACCGCCACGUAGCGCUCGAAUCUCGACGAUGGACGCGUUGAACGUGAAAGGUGUUCGCGAUCUGCCCGCAGACUCGGAACACGGGGCCUUCGCCCUUGCCGCCGGAGAUCUAGAUGAUGCGGCUACUGGCUCGUAUGGAAACCCGCAUGAGCGGCCGGGCGGGGCCGUUGACCCUGUCGAGCUUGAGCAGGGUCCAGCCACUAUGACAGCAGCGCAGCUCCUUGGUGAGCGAGGCGAGGAUGAGACGAAUGGAGCUGGAGCAAACGAGUUAGAGAUGGUCACCAUUGUCCAUGAUCGCGAUGGACAUACGGAGAAUAGAGAGGCUUCCGAUGAAGCGGCGAUGGAUGAGAGAGAGUCGGUAGAUGUUGGUAUGGCUGCUCGACCUCGCAGUGGCGCCCAUGAUACAGACAACGGGGUAGGACGGGACGAGUUAAGUAGAGCUGGAGCACCCGAGUUAGACAUGGUCACCGUCGACUCCCGUGAUCGUGAUGCGCACAAGGCGGAUCAGGGGACGAAUGAAGCGCCAGAGAUUGAUGAGGGAGCGCGGGCAGAUGUUGAUAUGGAUAGUCGACCUCGCAAUAAUGGCCUCCAAGCGAUGGACGAUACAUAG